GUCACGUGAAAACUAUGAAUAGCCAAUCAUACCCUGUGAGACGUGACGUCGACGUAACCAACGCAGCGUUUCCAAGAUGGGGCUUGAAAGUACUAUGGUCUGUGUUGACAACAGUGAGUACAUGCGAAAUGGAGACUUCCUACCCACUAGACUACAGGCCCAACAGGAUGCUGUCAACAUUGUAUGCCACUCCAAGACCCGCAGCAAUCCGGAGAAUACCGUGGGCCUCAUCACACUUGCUAAUAACUGUGAAGUGUUGACUACACUGACUGCUGAUGCGGGAAGGAUUCUGUCCAAACUGCAUGCUGUCCAGCUACGUGGCACCAUUAAUUUCACUACUGGUAUCAGAGUGGCCCAACUGGCUCUGAAACACAGACAGGGUAAAAACCACAAGAUGAGGAUCAUCGCCUUUGUAGGCAGCCCAGUGGAGGACACAGAGAAAGAUCUGGUGAAGAUGGCCAAGCGUCUGAAAAAGGAAAAAGUCAGUGUGGACAUCAUAAACUUUGGAGAAGAGGAGCUGAAUACAGAGAAGCUGACCGCCUUUGUAAACACACUGAAUGGUAAAGAGGGGACUGGGUCUCACCUGGUGACUGUGCCCCCGGGGCCUAGCCUGGCAGAUGCUCUGCUUUCCUCCCCUAUCCUAGCUGGCGAGGGUGGUACCAUGAUGGGACUGGGUGCCAGCGACUUUGAGUUUGGAGUGGACCCAAGUGCUGACCCGGAACUGGCACUGGCUUUGAGGGUGUCUAUGGAAGAACAGAGACAGCGUCAGGAGGAAGAGACUCGCAGAGCAGCAGUGGUCUCUACUGGGGAGACAGGCGUGUCCUCCCCUACUGCAGACGAGUCGGACAGCGCCCUGCUGAAGAUGUCUGUGCCCGUCCCAGACGCUGCCACCCCUGCCCUGCCUGACUUCAGCCGGAUGACUGAGGACGAACAGAUCGCCUACGCCCUGCAGAUGUCCAUGGCGGGAGGAGAGUUUGGUGGUGCAGAGGCCAUGGAUGUGGAUGCAGGAGCUGCCAUGGACACCACUGAAGGAGCUAAGGACGAGGAGGACUAUGACGUGAUGCAGGAUCCAGAGUUCUUGCAGAGUGUGCUCGAGAACCUUCCAGGUGUCGACCCCAACAACGAGGCCAUCCGCAACGCCAUGGGCUCCUUGGCCUCCCAAACGGGACCCAAACCUGACAACAAAAAGGAGGAGAAGAAGAAAUAGGCUCUCAGGAAACUGAUGAUGUCUGAAAGACACAACGUGGGUUGGCAGUGAACGAAUUCUAGUGGCGUGUGUGUGUGUGUGUGUGAGAGAAUGUGUGUGUGAGAAAGAGAGUGUGUGUGUGUGAGAGAGAGAGCAAGUGUGUGUGUCUGUGUGAGAGAGUGUGUGAGUGUAUGAGAAGUCAUUUGGGGUCUUUCCAGGCAUCCUACAGGUCUUUGUAUCUCCACACAAAUAUCUAAUUUUCUGUCUGCUAAAACCUUGGUUGUAUACUGUGUGCUGUUAUAGAUUAAAAAGUCAGAUAUCUGUUGAAUGCGUGAGAUGUUUCACCAGGGCAGCAUUAAUUGUAUUACUUUCCAGGGUGGAAUAUAUCCAAUGUAUCCAAUGGAAUGUAUCCAGUAACUGAGUAUGACCUUGAAAGCUUCCUCUGGAAUGGAGUGGCCUCCCCUUUUCACAUCAAACCAACUAGCACUGUAUGCCACGGCCACUUCAGUAGACCUAGUGAACAAACAAAUCGAUCAGGCCAUCUCUGUUUAUGAGUUUGACAGUUUUCUUAGUGCAAAUUUGUGGUGAAAUUCCAGUUGAACUGAACAACAUGGCACUGAUGUGGCUCUGAAUCCUGACAGUUUGCUGGAAUACUGUCUGUCUGUCUUUCUCUCUCAAAUGGCCAAUGCGUACUGGUCACGGUCCAUCUUGUGUGUAUGAGUCUUGGGUAAUGCAUGGUUUAUAAAGUUUUGUAGGAGAGCAGUGGAUAUUGUGAGCUUCGGAACCCUGAAUAAAUUUAAAUAAGAA
Messenger RNA from Clupea harengus (Atlantic herring), 1993 nucleotides. Its product is annotated as 26S proteasome non-ATPase regulatory subunit 4-like. The record is from RefSeq and is a predicted model, not a curated record. NCBI's taxonomy places the organism in Eukaryota, Metazoa, Chordata, Actinopteri, Clupeiformes, Clupeidae. Gene Ontology annotation, molecular function: polyubiquitin modification-dependent protein binding. Gene Ontology annotation, cellular component: proteasome regulatory particle, base subcomplex; cytosol; nucleus. Gene Ontology annotation, biological process: proteasome-mediated ubiquitin-dependent protein catabolic process.